Nannizzia gypsea CBS 118893 is the source of this 1539-nucleotide messenger RNA. RefSeq lists its product as hypothetical. Lineage: Eukaryota; Fungi; Ascomycota; Eurotiomycetes; Onygenales; Arthrodermataceae. The record is from RefSeq and is a predicted model, not a curated record. The transcript is spliced from 3 exons. The coding region runs from base 1 to 1539 and encodes 512 amino acids.
AUGUAUCGGAAAUACUACCGCCACGCGGACUCAGAUACUGACUCGGAAGAAGAGUUCUACCAUCGUAUCCACCGUCGGCCUCGUGAAUCUCGUGAGAAGGUCAUCAUUGAAGAAACAAGGCGGCCUCGCUCUGCAUCCGUAGCCAAUCCAUACCGUGGUGGGGAUCCUCAUAUUUACAUAGAUAUCAAGAAUGAUCAAGGGGUGCAAGAAAACACCAAGCUAGCUGUGCCCCAGGCACCAGUUGGCCGGGCAAGAUCCGUCUCCCAACGGCGACCUGUCAUAGCCGACGCACUGAGUGACCUGGAGGAUGACAUUAUUCGUCACGAGCGCAGGGCUAUUCGUCGAUUGGAACGUGAAGAACCCUCUCGACGAGCGGAAAUCGAAGCCGAGAUUCGUUUAGAGAGGAUCAGGCAACGAGAGCGAGAAUUAGAUGACAUGAGAAAGGAAGAGGAUCGCUUGCGUCGUGAAGACCGCAUCCGCCAGGAGGAACGUGAACGCCUCAAGGGCAAUGUAAAUACUCCUGCACCGCCCCCUCCACCUCCACAGCCACAACCACAACCGCUAUUGCAAUUGCAACCGCAACCGCAACCGCAACCGCAACCACAACCACCACCUCGACAAGAGACAGAACUGGAACGAGAAAUUCGUAUUGCCAAAGAAGAGGAAAUUCGAAGUCUGAGACGAUGGAGGAAAAUGCAGGAAUAUAAGGAGAUGCAGGAGAUGCAGGAGAUGGGACGGCCAGAGAAGCGACCUGAACGUGAGGAACAGGGCUUGAGCCGACGAGAUAUCGAAAAGGAAAUGCAUUUUGAAAGGCUCAAGAAAAUGGAAAAUGAUGAGAUUGCCCGGCGAAAAAUGGAGGAUGCCCUCCUCAUUGAACGAAUGAAAGCCUUGGAACAGGAGCGUGAGGAGAAGGAGCACGAAAGGAAGAUCCGAGAGAAGAUCGAGGCUGAAAUCGCCCAGAAGGAGAAGGAAGAAAUGGAGCGACUGCAGAUGGAGGCGAAACUGAAAGCCAGUGCUGUUGAAGAGUACAAGAAGAGGGAGGCGGAACGGCUUGCAAAGCAACGAGAGGAGGCUGAGAAGGCCCAGAAGGAGUUUAAUGAUAAGCUAAACCAGUUGCUAGGUACUGCUGGUUUCUCGGAGGACAAAAUUAAUGCCAUCAAGCAAGGCAAGCAAAUUAAGGAGCUGGAGGUUGUCCAAGUCGAAAAACACGUACAUCACGGAAAGCAUAAGUCGAUAGAAGACGAGGAGGCAUUUGUCAAGGUUCACCGCCGCUAUCUCGAACCUCGAAGUCUCGAUGAAUUUGGCCUGACAUGGGAAUUUGAUCCUAACGAUGCCGAUUACAUGCUUAUCUACCACUCCCUCAGCCAAACGGAGCAAGACAGACUCUUUGACCAUACCCGCAAACUACGCGGACAGCGUGUCCUUACUGCUUCUCCCCACAACGGCCCUGUUACAGUUGAGAUGAAAGUCAAUGACAAAAAGAAAGACGGCUUAUACCUUGUCAGGAAGAAGCAGGACCGGAGAGGUUUAUUUUGGUAG